Molecule: messenger RNA, 3824 nt
Organism: Lytechinus pictus (painted urchin)
Lineage: Eukaryota; Metazoa; Echinodermata; Echinoidea; Temnopleuroida; Toxopneustidae
Product: sodium-coupled monocarboxylate transporter 1-like
Exons: 16
Coding region: 227-2137 (636 amino acids)
Biological process (GO): transmembrane transport; sodium ion transport
Cellular component (GO): membrane
Molecular function (GO): symporter activity
Source: RefSeq, a predicted model, not a curated record
AAACAAAGCAUGAUAAGUAUAUUAUGCUGCCCUAUGUGGCGACAAAAUAAGUCAUGUUAUUGGCAUUUCCAUUACAUGUCUUGUGUUUCUGAACAUUCUUAGACUUUGGAGGUAGAUAAAAUCGAACUGAAAAUAUAUCAAAGUUUUUAUGUUGUGGAUGUUGUGAGCGAAAAAUGGGGAACAGUUGCUGAAUCUUCCAUGUACACAGAACAGCAGUAAUAGAAAUAUGGAGAGCAACACAAUACCAAAACUCUUCACUCCCGGGGACUACGCGGUCUGUAUCACCAUGCUUGUCUUGUCGCUCGUCAUCGGACUCGUUGCCGCCUACGUCGAACGCCGUCAUCGUGGCCGACAUCGGAUUACCUCCGAACGCUUCCUUCUUGGCAGUCGACGUCUAAACGUCAUACCCGUUUCGAUGUCAAUGACGAUCCCAUUCGCAGCAGCUAUUAAUAUCCUGGGCACCCCGGUUGAUGUGUAUAUGUAUAAUACAAUGUUUUGGUGGAUAUGUUUGGCUUACAUCAUCGGUGGUGCCAUUGUGUGUCGGAUGUUUGUGCCUUUGUAUUUCAACAUUGGCGUUGUAAGCGCUUUUGAGUAUUUAGAGCUUCGAUUCAACAAGACUGUGAGAGUAUUCUGCAGUCUACUAUUUAUUGUACAGAUGAUGGUAUAUCUCGGCAUUGUUUUGUAUGUGCCAUCAUUAGUAAUUCAAACUGUGACUGGCUUCAAUUUAUGGGCGAGUCACACUAUAAUCCUGGUCGUUGCUCUUAGUUUUACAACGGUGGGAGGAAUGAGAGCAAUCGUUUGGUCAGAUGUUCAUCAGACCAUCAUCAUUCUCCUAGGUCUCAUUGCUGCCGUUGUCAUGGGAACGAACCAGGUUGGAGGAAUGGGAGAGGUGAUGCGAAUAGCACGAGAGAGCGACCGUUUCAAACUAGCGGUGGUGAGUUUUGAUCCUACUGUCCGUCAUACCGUAUGGUCAGUAGUAGUCGGUAUGACUGUCAUUGUAGUAGGUACAAUGGGAACCAAUCAAGUCAUCGUGCAGAAGUACAUAAGUCUACAGUCACAAACACAGGCAAAAAUGGCCGUCAUGUUAUCAUCACUUUUAAAGGUGGUGGUAGUGUCACUCUGUGUAUUACUAGGCCUAGUAGUCUAUGCUGCUUACAGCCUUUGCGAUCCUUACACUGUUGGACAGAUCUCGCAAAUUGACCAGCUGACGCCCUUCUUUGUGAUGGAUCUGUUUUCAUCUAAACCUGGACUUCCUGGUUUAUUCGUUUCAACAAUACUGGCUGCAUCCAUCAGCUCACUAUCUUCAGGUCUAACCUCUUUGUCGGCGGUAACAGGUGAAGACGUUCUUAAAGCAUUCUGGCCAAAUAUUAGUCUCAAUAAAUACAGCUGGAUUCUACGCAUUCUAACAUUGCUUUAUGGGAUUGUAUCACUUGGAUUUGCUGCACUUGCGAGUAGCUUACAAGAGAGUAUUUUACCCCUUACUAUUUCUCUGUUUGGAGUUGUAGGUGGAAUUGUAUUAGGGAUAUUCACGCUAGGAGUAUUCUUUCAUCGGAGUUCGUCUCAGGGAACCAUGGUCGGAGCUGUGCUAGGCCUAAUUGUCGUCGUGUGGUUGAAGCUCGGAUCCACAGUCUCAUCGUCGGGAUCGCUUGGGGAAUUCAACAACCUGGUCGUUGGCGGGUGCAAGUACAUCAAUACAACGACUAUAGCGGACGACGUCGCGGCGACGACCGCAACCACUGUAUUGCUCACAACUGUUGCCCCGCAAAGACGGAGGUUUCUGGCAGGCUUGUAUCGUUUAUCCUACCAAUAUUAUGCACCAUUAGGACUGGUCGUCACAGUAGCCCUGGGCAUGAUUGCAAGUGCCGUUUCUGGAUUCGGAGAUCCGGCUUCUGUGGAUCCUGGGCUUAAGCUGUAUGUUGUAGACUCAUUGCUGUGCUGUUUACCCGUAUGUUUGAAGGAUCUAGUACGAAGAGAUGGUCAGCAUAAGGAAUAUACAUAUCCACAAAGCAUCGAUGAAAAACCCAACGAGAACGACAAGGAGACAUUGGAUCAUGAGGCAUCCGAAUUACAGUCAGAUAUCCGAGAAGAACCGACUGAAAAUUCGCACCAGGAUUAUGAAACCACGACGUGGUUGUGACGGUCACCACAUUCUUCACGCGUGUCGUUUUGUUAAAGUGCAAGUGGUUAGGCUUACCUUUUAUAUAAGUCCUGAUAAUAAAGUUAAAUUAAAGUACAUGCAGUGAAGAAUUAUCUUGAUGAAACUUUCGAGCAAGAUUUUUUUUUCUUCUGAACUAGAAAAGUAAAUAGUUUUAUAAAGGCGCAAUGCGUUAGACAGUGUAAGAUGGGCUGAGUUUUGCUAUGGUGCAUUUUUUAAAUAUUCCUUGAACAAAUUCCUUCAUUCAUGAUUCGGGCAUCAAAGGUCGAUACUAAAAAAAGAUUAGAAUGUUGACGAAUAAAAUGAUUCAACCUCACAAUAACACUUUUCUUUUAUAAAAUGUGGGGUCUAGGAAGGGUUUUCUAGUACGUAAAUAGCACUCGUGGGCAUGGGCGGAAAUCUGUCCCGAAAGGUAGGGGGGACAACAGGGGCGGAUCCAGCCUUCGCCUAUGGGGGGGGGGGGCGAAUUUUUUUCCAGCCAUAUGUUAAUCCCCGAUCGGCCGCUCGAAGAUGAUUUUUGUUUGUUUCAUUGAAGGAGUAGUCCUCAUGGCCACUUUUUAGCUUUAUUCUUAUAAUUCAACAUAAAUAUAUUAUAUCAUAAUCCUUAUCUAUAUAAUGCGAGCGCAAAGGGGAAAUUUUAUGUAUUUUUUCCUAAAAUUUGAACAUUCUGGGCAAUGUUUGUUAUCCUGGAAAAGAUGUAUAUGCAACUGAAUAAUUACCUCGAACGCGAAGUGCGAGCAGAUGAUAACUGAUGGAAAAGGUUAGCCAUGAAUACAUUACAUAUUUCAACAAUCAAAUCAGGCGAGCGCGAAGUGUGAGCUUAAAUUUUUUUGAAAUUUUUGCCUAAAGAAUAGAAAUUCUGAGCACUUUUUGUAACUGAAACAUAUAGUAGCUAUAUAACUAACCAAUUGAUGCAAGCUAAGCGCGAGCAGAAAAAUUCGAGAUUUAGACCUAAAAACGGGACACUCUAUUCAUGUUUUGUAAAUCAUGAAAAGGAUGAGUAAUAGGGGAUCUUUCUACAUUAAUAAUGCGAGCACAAAGCGCGAGCAGAAAAUUUUUGAUCUUGUGAUCUGAAACUGGAUAAUGAUUUAAAUAGAGAACAAGUUGAAUAUCUGAAUAAACAUGCGCGUGUUUCAGAUUUAGACCUAGAAUCUAGGCAUUCUACACCUCUUUUAUCAUGAAAAAUCUGAAAAAGAGUCCAUUUCAGCUAUAUAUUUCAAGCACUUUGUAGGACAAUUGUGAGGUGGAUAAGAGCUGAUAUUUUUCAUUGUUAUUUGAGUUUUGACAUAGGACCGGGACAUCCUUGGGACAUGUCAUAAUUACGAAAAUGAUGACUAUCUUCCUAUUCCUCUUGCGAAGCGCGAGAUGAAACAAAAGGGACAAUUUAAUCGUUAGAUUAUUAAUAUCUUAUUUAUUAAUUCCUAAUUAGGGCGAGAAAUCUGAUGAUAUUAUGGCCUGAAAACUGGACAUUUCAAGCAAUUUUGUAAUUAUGAAUAGAAUGCAUUAGUCAAAAUAUUUUUUAACCAUUAAUGCGAGCGCAAAUCGCGAGCCAAAAUCUUUGAUAAACUGUCAUGAAAAUCAAUAUUGAGACAUAAAUAAAUCGCCAAUUAAAAUUUGAGCGAGUAGCCAGCGCUAUCUGAUACGUUUUGACAAUCAGACUUGAUUUUUU